Molecule: messenger RNA, 1584 nt
Organism: Cataglyphis hispanica
Lineage: Eukaryota; Metazoa; Arthropoda; Insecta; Hymenoptera; Formicidae
Gene: eEF1delta
Product: probable elongation factor 1-delta
Exons: 9
Coding region: 186-1538 (450 amino acids)
Biological process (GO): double-strand break repair via nonhomologous end joining; protection from non-homologous end joining at telomere; interstrand cross-link repair
Cellular component (GO): eukaryotic translation elongation factor 1 complex; cytosol
Molecular function (GO): translation elongation factor activity; guanyl-nucleotide exchange factor activity; 5'-3' DNA exonuclease activity
Source: RefSeq, a predicted model, not a curated record
AUGUAUAGAGCAGAGCUGUAUCUUUGCUGAAUGUAGUCAAUACUUUUAAUUGCUUUCCUAUUUCCGUCAGCACACUUGGCAACGUCUUUCCUUUGCUACUUUCGACUAACAGAAUUAUUGCGUCAAUUUGACAUAAUUCAAGAAAUUUAUAGCAUUUUGCUUCACUCAAAAAAUAAACCAAAACAAUGGCAACUGCUACUUUGGUAACUGCUGCACUGGCUAAGGAAAAGGUAUGGUUUGAUAAGCCAUCCUACGACAAAGCAGAACGACUAUAUUUUGAAAAAAUGGCUAAGGUAAUGUCUCAUAAAAUUGCGGGAACCUGUAUGCUUAAGAUUGACAGUUCUAUAACUGAUAUGUAUCAAGAUGUAAUCAAUACUAAGACAUUGAAAUUUAAAGCUGAAAAAUUAAAAGAUAACAAGCUAGCUGUCGAGAACGAAUUAAACAUGAAACGUUCUACAUGUCAAAGAAGAAAUAUAAAAGCUAAUAAACAAACUGUAGAUGUAUGUAAUAUGCAGAAAAAGGAAAAUAUAAUAAAAACAAGCGAAAAAUUUGAUAACACAAAUGAUAACGCGAGGGAAAAAGAGAUUAUUUUUCCGAAUGAGAAUUCUAUAAGAUAUAACGCGAAAGAAAAUAAAGAAAAAAAAAAUAAAGAAGAUACGAAAAAUAGAAAUAGGGGAAAUAAAGAAAACGAUAUUGGAGAAAAUAAAGAAACUGCAAUGGCAUUCACAAGGACUAAAGAACAAUAUUCCGAUCAGGGAAUUCAACAGUCUACUUGCCCAAUCUUGCCUGCUGUUGGAAGUUUAGCCAAUGAGGUCGCCAAGGCUCGGCAGCAUAUUAAACAAUCUUUACAGUGUAUGGACGAUAUUGCUGUACUUGCACAUAUUGCAAAUCAAGAUGUUACACCUCGUGUUGUCAAACUUGAAAAAGAAAAUCAAGAUCUGCGAAAUAUGAUUCAGGAUUUGAAGAGUUCCUUUGAAAAAUUGGUACAACAUGCGAAAAGUUUUGAAACAUUGGAGCAACGUGUGGAGAGUCUUGAAGUACGCAUGCCCUACUUAGCAAUUUGUCCUGCGAAACCCAAGGAAUUAUUGGAUACAGAACAAGAAUCAGAACGUAACAAACAUCAGAAGCAAAACAAAGACAAAGAUGAUGAUAAUGAUGAUGUUGAUCUAUUUGCUUCAGAUUCAGAGGGAGAGGAUACUGAAGCUGCUAAAAUUAGAGAAGAGCGACUUGCCGAAUACGCUGCCAAGAAAUCCAAAAAACCAGUUUUAAUAGCCAAAUCAAACAUUAUUUUGGAUGUGAAACCAUGGGAUGAUGAGACAAAUAUGAAAGAAAUGGAAAAUGCAGUGCGAAAGAUCGAAACUGAUGGUCUUCUUUGGGGUGCUUCUAAACUUGUACCACUUGCAUUUGGAAUUCAUAAGCUACAGAUUUCGUGUGUUGUGGAAGAUGACAAAGUAUCGGUGGAUUGGUUGGUGGAACAGAUUCAAGAAUUAGAAGAUUAUGUGCAAAGCGUCGAUAUUGCAGCUUUUAAUAAAGUGUAAAAAUAUUACAUGAGUUAAAUUAUAAAGAUAUCGGAAAUAAGCAUAA